UUCGCUCACUGGCCCCAGCGCGCUGAACAUUCGGCAUUCGCGGUCCGACGCUUGCGAGGCACGCACGGUGCCUACGCACUCGCCGCAACGCGCACAAAACUUAGAACCAUUCCAGUCCAGAAGUAACUUGCCACCAUGAGGGUCUGUUCAACAGCCCUCCUCUUAGUUUUCACACUUCUUAUACAGACUGCAAUAGCAGGAGACAUCUAUUGGGAAGAUGAAGAUGAUUCCUUAAACGAGUUCCUGGAGGUCAAGGAACCAGAUUCUGGGCUCAUCAGUCAUCUGCGGCGGUUAAAGAGACAGUUGGUUUCAACACUCACAGACACAACUGAAGAUCCAGUGGAGUACGAAUCAGCUACGUCCGAUGAAAACGGGAAUGACGUUGACGAUGACGAAACUCCAAUCGAAGGCUCGGGAACGUUGAGGAGAGAUCCAGACAACAGGGAAAAGACACUACGUGUUACUUUCGUGGUGAUGGAGCCCUUCCAGAACGAAUACUCCGAUAGAGACUCUGAGCAGUUCCAGAAUAUCUCAAUAGGACUCGCGGACGCAGUCAACAACCUAUUCGAUACAGUUCCCGGAACUCAAAGAGCCAGUCUCGUUAGGAUACAGUCGAGGUUAUCGGACGAGUUCUCGUGCAAAGUAACCAUGGACAUCAUAACAUCUGGCUUCGAUGACACCAAGGAGUUGGCGAGGAUCCUUCAAGAUCACAUCAGACAAAGAAGACAACUCGGUAUCUUCACAGUAGACGAAAACGAAUUUUUAUCAACAGAUAUAGUUGACCCAGGUACCACUAAUCUGGAGUGUGCCGCUGACGAGGUUAAGUGUGAUGAUAAUCAUUGUAUUGCUGGCUGGGCUUGGUGUAACGGUUCCCCGGACUGUCCCGACGGCAGUGACGAAGUGUCGUGCCCAGAUCAAGACUCUGAAGGCGAAGACCAGAUUAAUGAAGUCGAUCAACAGACUUCGACGCCGAAAUCAGAUAAUGAUGACCUUGAUACGUUUAGCGUAGCUCCGAAUGAAGAUAACGAAUUAAUACCUGAGACGACUACACCUCGCACAGAACGCGGGGAUGGCGAUGAGGGUGACGAUAUCACCUCAAGUGACACAGAAAAUGAAGUUAUACCAGAAACAACUACAGCCCAAAUUGAUUCAUGUGCUGCGUACGAGUUUAGAUGCGACAACACACGGUGCGUCCACCGGAGACGGCAAUGCGAUCGUCAACAGGACUGCGAUGACGGCUCCGACGAAGCUGACUGCCCACCAGAAACAUGUGGUGCUGAUGACUUCCGUUGCUUCGAUGGGCGGUGUAUCGAAAGCGCAAGGGUCUGUGAUCGCGUCGCAGACUGCUCAAGCCAAGAAGACGAACAGAAUUGCGAAUGUCGACCGGACGAGUUCCGCUGCCAAUCCGACGGUUACUGUAUCGAAAGCAGAAAGCGGUGCGAUGGCGUCAGCCACUGCAGCGACAACUCAGACGAAGUAAAUUGCGCCACAGAAUACUUUAGAUGCAGAAAUGGGAAGAUUUUAGCACAGAGUAAGAGAUGCAAUCGCAAGUAUGAUUGCGACCCUGGCGACUAUUCUGAUGAACAAAAUUGUCCAUGUGGUGUCGACGACUUCAAAUGCGACAAUGGAUACUGCAUCCCCGCAUCCAAACACUGUGACAGAACGCAUGACUGUCAAGAUCGUUCCGAUGAACGCGGUUGCAUUUAUGGCACAAUAUGCAUGGCUUAUGAAUAUAAAUGCUCGAGCGGACAGUGCGUGAAAGCUGAUUCCUGGUGCAAUGGAACAAAGGAGUGCAACGAUGGUUCAGACGAAAGAAACUGCCCUUGCAAAAGGGACGAGAUUGAAUGUCGGGAUGGUACUUGUAUAAAUAUCGCAUUAAGAUGUAAUGGUCGAAAAGACUGUCCAAAUGGGGAAGACGAAUAUAAUUGCGGUGAGCCGCGUUGUCCGGAUGACAGCUUCGCCUGUACUGUGGACUCGAGGAUGGGAUGCGCGCGCCGCUGCGACGGUAGACAGGAAUGUGACAACGGCGAAGACGAACUCGAAUGCACUGAAUGCAGCCACCAGUGCGACGGCAGAUGCUUGGAGGAUCAUCUUAUUUGCAACGGAGUGCCGGAUUGUAGUGAUUCGUCUGACGAAAUGUCGUGUCCCUCCUGCGAUAGCCUCGAUGACUUCAGAUGUGCGAACGGCGAAUGUAUAAAUAUCGCCCAUCGCUGCAACGGCCUAAACGACUGCUCUGACUUCAGUGACGAGAAGGAUUGCAAUAACACCUUGCCAUCAACAGAUCAAUGCAACGACAACCAGUUCCGAUGCCAGGACGGCUCUUGCAUUGACAUCCAGUUCUCGUGCGAUGGCAACUUUGAUUGUCUCGACAAUUCCGACGAAGACAAUUGCCCUUGCAAAGAAAACGAAUGGCAAUGCACAACUGGCCAGUGUGUUCCGUUCCAAGCGCGCUGUGACGGUACAGUGGACUGUACUGAUGUAUCCGACGAGCAAGACUGCGUCACUACAACUUGGAUCCCUCCCAUACAACCGCAGACCACAACACGUGCACCCAUAGUCACAAUCCCACCGUCUGUAUAUGCACCUACCACACGAUACCCCAUCCGCGAUCCUUAUGAACCUUCCACUCGUCUACCUAACCUGUACCCAACAACAUUUAGACCAGGACUAGACUUCCCUAGUGGUGGAUCCUCAGGAUCAGAUGGGUGCGCCUCGAAUCAAUGGCGCUGCGAAAACGGUCCUUGCAUUGAUUCUCGUCGACGUUGCGACGGUCGCGUCGACUGUCCCCGGGACAGCAGCGACGAGCUAGACUGUCCAUCCGACAGACGAGAUUAUACUUCAUUGAAUUUGAAGACAUACCCGGAGAGUCAGACCAUACGCAACGGUGGAGACGUGGUCUUCCAAUGCCGUGAUGAAGGUCCAUUGCGUGCUCCUGUGCGUUGGAUCAAGGAAGGUGGUCGACCUUUCAAACCUGGUACUGUUGACCGCAAAGGGCGUUUGGAAAUGACCAAAGUCACGGUAUCGGAUAGUGGGGUCUACAUUUGUCAAGCACCUGCAUAUGCUGGCUAUCCUGGCUCCGAAUCCCGAGUCACCUUGGUAGUUGAAAGCGCAUCUCAAGUGCCAAGAUUACCUUUCACACCGUGCAAUUUCUCUGAGGCAACUUGCGGCAACGGUCAAUGCAUUCCGAAAUCCGCGGUUUGUGACGGCAAACCUGACUGCGAUGAUAGAUCCGACGAGGACUCCUGCAAUCUGAACGGUCAAUGUGAACCGAAUCAAUUCGUGUGUGACAACAAGAAAUGUGUGUUGAAGACGUGGUUAUGUGACUCUGAGGACGACUGUGGGGACGGCUCGGACGAGCGUGACUGCCGCGCUGAGCCCGGACAAGCGUGCUCGGCUGUCGAGUUCGCGUGCUCCAGCAACCAGCAGUGCAUUCCGAAGUCAUACCAUUGCGAUGGUCACUUUGAUUGCCAAGAUAACUCCGAUGAAAUUGGCUGUGCUCCUGUGCACGUGAAGCGUCCUCCGGCACCUGCCAACGUGAGACUGAACCCUGGGGAGAGCUUGGUGUUGGUGUGCGAAGCAGUCGGCGUGCCCAUGCCACUCAUCUCCUGGCGUUUAAACUGGGGACACGUGCCCCCUAAGUGCACCUCCACCAGUAUCGAUGGCGUCGGAACACUUACCUGUAACAAUAUGCAGCCGGAAGACAGCGGAGCUUACUCUUGUGAAGCGAUCAACAGAAGUGGUACAACCUUCGCUGCUCCUGACUCCAUUGUGUACGUUAACAAAACUGACGUCUGCCCGACUGGAUUCUUCAAUAGCGAGGCGCGUUCUCAAAACGAAUGCAUCCGUUGCUUCUGUUUUGGCGAGUCGAAUGUAUGCCGAAGUGCUGAUCUAUUCACGUACAACAUGCCAACGCCGCUUGGCGAAGGCGGCACCCGGCUCAUCGGCGUCACACAGACUUACACCGGCGACGUGCAGAUCUCUUCACAGCCCAUCACUGACCAGUUCUAUUACCAGUCCAUGAGGAAUGGAGCAACUGUUACGAAACUUGAUCUAGCCUCGUGGUACAAGAGCCCUGACGUGCAGCCUUUCCUUACCCUACCGGAGACGUACAACGGCAACCAGCUCACCUCCUACGGCGGACACAUUAGAUAUAACCUGUCGCCUCAUUCUACAAGAUAUAGCACCGAUAGCACACCUGACAUUAUCAUCAAGGGCAAGUACCAGAGCCUCAUCUAUAAACACGGUGGCGAAAUUUCACGUGGCUCGUAUAUCGAGGCUCGUCUUACUCCUGGCAACUGGAUGAAACCUUCCUCAAGAGGCCCAGAGCGUGCUUCUAGGGAAGAUAUUAUGAUGGCUUUGGAUAACAUCGAAAUGAUCCUGCUUCGUGCUGGAAUCAAUAACGCUGGGGUCAACAUCACCGACUUCGCGAUGGAAUCAGCGCAACACAUCAACGUGGGCCUCGGCGCUGCCAGUCUCGUUGAGGAGUGCACCUGUCCACCAGGAUACGAAGGACUAUCAUGUCAGGUAAGUCACAGAAAUGUUUUCAACAUAUUUAAACAACUAUUUACGAAGCUAUUUAAAAGAUCAGAUAUUAAUGUCCAUGACUUGGUAUAGAAAUGCGCUGCAAAUUACGUACGAGUUAAGAACGGGCCUUGGCUAGGCGAUUGUGUCCCGAAGAGAACUUGUCCACCGGGUACGUACGGCGACCCCAACAGUGGAUACGAGUGCAAGCCAUGCCCCUGCCCGUUAACCAACACCGGCAAUAGAUUCGCGACCUCCUGUUCUAUAGGCUCCAACGGUGAAGUUACCUGCGAUUGCUUUGCUGGAUACGAGGGUCCGCAGUGCGCUUACUGCGCGGCUGGCUAUAUUGGAAACCCGCUAGUACCAGGAGAUUCUUGUAAACCCAAGCCCACCGACAACUGCAACGCUGAUGGCACCAGCGCUGUCCGACCGCCUGACGAUUGCAUCUGCAAAGACAACGUGGAGGGACGCUUCUGUGAUCAGUGCAAAAAUGGCUCCUUCUAUCUCUCACAAGACUUCAGACAAGGAUGUGCUCUGUGCUUCUGUUCCGCGGUAUCUCAGCAGUGCACAAGCAGCACGAACCUACGCAGAAGAGCGAUCACUGUCAGCUUUAAUGUACCUAAUGUUGUCAACCAAGUAAAAGUGUACUCCAGCGUGCCCUCCAGCAGUGCCGGUGCUAUCAGAUACAACGCUCCCGUGGAAACGAAGCUGCAGCCAACUCUUCUACGAGGAGAGGUCAAUUUACCAAGUGUUGAUAGAUCAAGACCUGCAAUUUACUAUUGGAGCUUACCAUCCAGUUAUGCCGGCGACAAAGUGACGUCAUACGGCGGGUAUUUGAACUACACCAUCAAUAAUGUUUCACCUUAUGGAACAAGGAACAAUGCUGCGGACAUACAACUCAUAAGUGAUGUUACUUUCCACUACUUCGGUAACUUUGAACCAAAUAGCGACGGCACAAUAACUGCGAGUGUGCAGCUUUUGGAAAAAGGAUGGCAGAGACCCGACGGCAAAGAGGUGUCUCGUGAAUACUUCCUUUUGGCGUUAUCUCAUUUGAAGACCAUAUUGAUAAAGGCGACGUAUAAUACAAAUGAUGUAUCACCAAUUUCUACCGCAAGCCUUGAGAUCGCAGAGUCCAACGGCAAUGGACCGCUGGCCCUUCACGUAGAGCAAUGCGUCUGUCCCGAUGGCUACAUUGGUACGUCGUGCGAGAACUGCGCCCCCGGAUACACAAGGAGUAUGGAGAGAGGAUUCUACUUAAAGUUGUGCGAACCAUGCGAGUGUAACGGACAUUCGACAAUGUGUCACCCGGAGACUCGUGAAUGUUACGACUGCGCCGACAACACUGAUGGUCCCAGCUGCGAGAACUGUAAACCUGGCUAUGUGAGGGACGCUUACGGCAACUGUGUGUACGAGUCAUCAACAUCGCCAUCAUGCUACUGUGAUCCUCGCGGUGCGGAAGGUCCUUGCGACAAUUCAGGCUACUGCCGUUGUAAGCAGAACGUGGAAGGCGAGUCCUGUGACCGCUGCAGGGCCGGUACCUUCGGCCUUGACUCCGACAACCCUCUCGGCUGCCAUUCUUGCUACUGCUCAGGGGCUACUACUGAAUGCCAUGAAGCUACACACUACUCAAGAAUACAGCUUGCAGCGCCAGUGUUCGGCGACAAGGUCGGCUACACUUUGAUGGACUUGCAAGGAUCCGUGGUUAUCAACGACCAGUUCGUUUCUGUGCCUAUCGAAAGCGAGCUCAGAUAUGUCUUCAGUAAACCCCCGAAUCAGGACUUGUACUGGUCCCUGCCAGUAUUCCCAGGCAAUCGAGUAUUAUCUUACGGCGGUACGCUGAUGCUCACGCAGAGCUUUGAAACUGGUGGUAUACCAGAUCAAGGAAAUGCUGUUGUCAUCUUAGUCGGCAAUGCGAGAUCUAUUUCUUGGACUAGUCCCAACUCCAUACCAUCUGGCACAGCUGUGAGCUACCAAGUGCCUAUGCAAGAAAGUGGUUGGUAUCUACUCAACACGCCGACGCCUGCCAGCCGAGAAGACUUUAUGUACAUACUGCAAGACCUCAAGAGGGUCCUCGUGAAGGCCACGCUCUCCCCCAAUGUCGCCUCCUCCGCCAUCGCCGACGUCUCUCUGGACACCGCUUCUGAAAUAUAUAGCACUGGCUCUCGCCCAGCGAAGGGAGUCGAGAUUUGUAUGUGUCCGAAAGGUUACUCUGGAACCAGUUGUGAGACAUGCAGGUCUGGGUACUACAAGGAGCCAACAGGCCUGUGCAAGCAGUGUAACUGCAACGGUCACGACUGUCAACUCGGUGCCUACAGGGAGGUCGUAUGCAACUGCCGACCGCCGUACACAGGACCCAACUGCUCCACAGUUGGCGGAGAAAACAAGAACGAAACCUCUUUGCCUCCCCCGGCACAGUCGACGGUGUCCAUUAAGAUUGUAAACUCAACACAAAUAAGAAUCCGAGAAGUGGGAAGCACAGUCAGAUUUAUAUGCGAGGCUCAAAGUCUGUACACUCAUAAUGCGCUGAGAGUUAACUGGACCAAGGUCGACGGGUACCUGCCGUUGGAAAGAACUUACCUCGACUCCCGAACUGGAGAGCUUCUCAUAACGAACCUACAGGUCACUGACAGUGGACAGUAUAUCUGCCAGACCAGCGAUGGCAUAUCCACAGGACAAGCUAUAGCCACACUUAAAGUACCAGGAAAUCCUAUGACACUGCCGAUUGUGGCAAUCAGGCCUUCCUCUACUGAUUACUACGAAGGCGAUAGGAUCGAACUGGAGUGCCAGGUGUCCGGCAACCCCGCACCCAGCAUCACCUGGCAGCGAGCAUCCAACAAGCCUGUAUACAGAGCUUCUCAGUAUGACACCUUCUUCAUCAUCGAUAAUGCUCUCGAAGAAGAUUCUGGAGAGUACAGGUGUAUUGCUUCUAACUCUAUGGGCUCAUCAGACAAGUCGGUCGUGAUCACAGUACGCGCUCGCCCGUCGAGACCAGUCCGGGAAAAGCUCACGGUGUCCGCAAACGCCGCUAACCUUACCGAGGGCCAGAGCACGCGCAUCGUGUGCACGGGGACUGCCAACGUGCCCGCUGGUACCAUAGAAUGGAUCAGACAAGAUGGUGCUCAACUAUUGGAGAACGUGCGAUCAGACAACGGCGUUCUGUACAUCGACCGCGCGACAACAGAGAACCAGGGCAUCUACGUGUGCCACUCGAUAUCAACAGAGAUCGGUCCCGUGCCCAUCGUGGUCACCAUCAUACCUCUGAACCCGCCCUCGCCCGGCGAAGCCUCCAACAUCACCGUCUCUGAGAAAAGUCUGAGGUUACACGCCGGAGGCAGCGGCUCUGUCGAGUGUAAUCCUACAGGAAACCCCCUGCCUUUGAUUAAAUGGACCAAAUAUCAAGGCAACUUCGGUUCCGGUGUUAGCCAACGGUACAACUCCCUGUUGGUCUCCAACGCACAGCCGAGCGACGAAGGUUACUACGUAUGCGAGGGAUCUGUCAGAGAUGAGGCUAUCGGCAUCAUAUACGUUUAUGUUGCUGUCGAAAAACGCGAGCCGCCGCGUGUCAGCGUGUGGCCGCAAGGAGAGCAGGCUGUCGCGCUAGGCAGUCCUUUCGUGCUGAUGUGCCGCCUGUUGGCCGGCGACCCCGAGCCCGUCGUCACCUGGGAGCGUGCCGGCGGCCGCAGCCUCGCGCCACAUGCCCAGCUUAUGCCUAACCACGAGCUAAACUUCGAAAAGGUUGACGUAAAUGACGAAGGCGAGUACAUCUGCACUGCAACAAACGAGGCCGGCAGUGACCGGUCAAGCGCUGUCAUCAAGGUCCGCUCUCCGCCGGAGAUAUUCAUCACGCCCAGCGAUUACGUGGAGGCAGUGCGCGGCGACUCGGUCACCAUCGAAUGCCGCGCCCGCGGGUACCCCGAGCCCAUGGUCUCCAUCAAGACGAGCCCGGAUAUGCGCGAGGUGGUGCCUCCUUCGCGCGGCAUGGCCGUCCUUCGCAUUCCGUCUGUGAGCGAGCGUGAUGACGGCAUGUACGUUUGCACCGCCUCCUCCGCUGCCGCUACUAUUGACCAGCAGAUCAACAUCCGCGUUGACCGUGGCGACGGCGGCCUUGGCGACUUUGAGGGCAGCGGUGAGGUCGACAUAAACGUGGACCUACCUGUGUACGAAAACAGACCGUCUAACAGCAUCGCCAUUGAAGGCAGGGACGCGCGGCUAAGUUGCAAUGGAUCUACUGAUUUCGAUGUCGCCUGGCGCAAGGACAACGGUAGACUGAAAUACAACGUGGAAGCGCGUGGCAUCGAGCUCAUCAUUAAAAAUGCAACGAAAUCUGAUUCGGGAGUGUACGAGUGUCUUCUGAAGAGCCGACAAACGGGCGAAGUGCAGCAAGUGACAACGAUCAGGCUGUUGGUGAUGGCAGUGCCGCGCAUCUCGCUGCGGCCAGCCACCCAGGUCGUACAGCCAGGCCAGUCGCCCACCGUUGAGUGCGUUGUUACUGGCGACGACAUCAGAGACAUCACCUGGAAACCUGUCAACAGGCAACCCUCUAGCCGUAUUGAAAUCCGAGGCUCCACACUGAUAUUCCGCCAAAUCGAAGUGGAAGACGCCGGCCAAUACGAAUGCUUCGCUCAGAACCCCAUCGCGAACGCAUCUGCCGUCGCUGAAGUUAUCGUCAGUGAAGAAAGUGGAGGAAGAGCCACGGAGUCGCACGAUAACGAGCAGACCGCGUACGUGGGUGCGGCGGUGCAGCUGAGCUGCAAUGUGACGCGGCCCAGCACGCGCAUCCGUUGGAGCAAGGACGGCACAGUGCUACCGCGGUCCGCACGACAGAACGACGACGGCUCGCUCUUCAUACGGAUCGCGCAGAAGUCCGACAGCGGACGCUAUAUCUGUAUCAUUUACGAUCAGUACGGCAGAAAGACUAGCAAUUACAUCAACCUGCACAUCGAGGGUGUUGAAUGCUUGAGAUCACAAUUUCGAUGUCAUGAUGACUCCGGUUGCAUAGAGAAGAUGCUACUGUGUGACGGAUUUAGCGACUGUCAAGAUUCUAGCGACGAAGGGAGCUGCCUCUCGUCAGACGACAGUAACCCGGAUAUCCUAUCGGACUCGGACAUGAACUCCACCGGACCCCGCAACAAUGGUGAACUAGUGUCAAUCGAACAACCAAAGAGGCAGUACAUAGUUGGUGAAAAUGUGGAAGUCAAGUGCAGGACCAUUUCAAGAGACAUCCGAGUGCAUUGGGAGCGGUAUGGGACAAACCAAUACGUAGUUUCAAGGACAUACGGCGACGGCGCGUUGCUGAUUCUGCAAGGAGUGCAAGAGGCGGACGCUGGCCUAUACCGGUGUAUUGGCAACAGUCCCUACGGAGAUACGUCCUACGAUGAUUUCAACCUCGUCGUAGUUCCAAUUGCUAACAAUCAAUUGAUACCGGCCGAGUCGCAGCCCCAAGCGUAUACGGCGCGCCUUUGGGAUUCCGUCAGACUGCCCUGCAGCCACAAUCUGGAACAACCAGUUAACAUCGAAUGGACGAAGGAGUACUCCCAUCUGCCUACCAAUGUCAGAACUAAUGAACCCGUGCUAGAUCUGGACAGCGUGAGUGAGACCGAUGCCGGCACAUACAUUUGUCGAGUGAGCAACAAUCGCGCGGCUGUCGAAACACGCGCCAUAUUGCGAGUAACAGGCAUCGUGCCGCGCUUCAACGGAGACAGCUGGCUCGCUCUACCUAUGAUAAAGGACGCCUACAUGCAAUUCGACAUUGAAAUCUCAUUCAAACCUAGCGACAACAACGGCCUUGUUCUGUACAAUGGUCAGAAUUUGGACCGCAGCGGAGACUACUUGGCACUGCAGCUAAUAGAUGGUGUACCCACCUUCGUGUUCGAAACUGGCAGCGGCCCAGUUAUCGUGUCCGGUGAUAGACCACUCUCACUCAACACUUGGCACACCAUUAGGAUCAGUAGAACCAACUCUAAAGUUUCUAUGGACGUGGAUAAUAAGGGUCCGUUCACAUCUGAGUCAUCCCAGCAAUGGGACGUGCUGGACUUGAAACAGCCGCUUUACAUCGGCGGUGUACCCGACCCUAACCAACUGCCAGCAGAUCUAGCCGGAGCAUCAGGCUUCAUCGGGUGUGUAAGCAUGCUGAUCCUUGGACGUGAGGAGAUUAACAUGAUGGCUGACACUACGAGCCAGAACAACCUGAAGGAAUGCGACUCCUGUGUGCCCAACGUGUGUCUCCAUGGCGGCGUGUGCCAGGAGGCACGCAACGAGCGAGGCUACGUGUGCCUCUGCCCCGCCGGGUACGCAGGCUUGCGUUGCGACCGCACGGGCGAGGCAUGCCGACCUGGUCUCUGCGGCCCCGGUCGCUGCACAGACACUGCUGACGGCUACAAGUGCGCUUGCCCCGUCACGUUCACCGGCAAAAACUGUGAACAAAAGCAAAACAUCGAAUACCCAGCGUUCACGGGGAGCGCGUUCCUGGCUAUCAGACUGCCGAGAACGUCUCGUCGGUAUUUCCGUAUGUCAAUGAAGAUCAAAGCAACGCCACCAGUGAUCGACGGCAUAAUAAUGUACUGCAAGGCGCGCGGCGGAGGAUACACCGCACUGUCCGUGCACAACGGAAAACUAGAAUUCCGAUUCGACCUCGGCGAUGGAAGACCAGUGGUGCUGACCAGUAACAAGACACUUGAUGUGAACGAAUGGACCGACGUACACGUUGCACGAGUCGGCGCUGACGUCUCUAUGAAGAUUAAUAUGAUUGAUACAUACGAACAGAAACUCGCCUCUAACAAAACGGAUGUGAUCCUUGACUCACCGAUGUACGUCGGAGGCGUGGACGAGUCGAUAACCUUGGACAACAGCACUGGCGUCAUCGGAGGAUUCAGCGGCUGCAUUAAAGAAGUUCGCUUAAACCAGGGUGAUCAGCUGGACAUUGUGAACGCAUCUAUCCAGUCGGCUAAUAUUCAAGAAUGCCCCAACGACGUCCGCGGAGACAUCCCUGAGGUAUACAGCGUGUGCAGCCUGUGCCGUAACGACGGUAGGUGCACCUCACUGGACGCCACAGCUUGCACGUGCCCCCCCGGUUUCUCCGGCACGUACUGCGAGAACAGGUCCUCGUACCGCACGCCCUACAUCGACCCAUGCGCCGCGCGACCCUGCAGGAACGGCGGCAUCUGCAAACUGGACCGCUCCUCCAAAAUGAACUACACCUGCGACUGUACUCUAGGCUUCGCCGGCGCUAAUUGUCAGAUGCCGCUUGAACUACUGGAGAGUGUCGGUUUCAAUGGCAACGGAUACCUGGAAUUGCCGGGCAACAUGUUGAGCUACGAGGACCUGGGCAGGGAGCCCGCGGUGAUGGCGCUCGCUAUCAACACCAACUACGACGGAGUCUUACUUUACCACCACGAGGCACAAGCACCACCGAACUCCGGAGAUUAUGUCCUUAUCAGAAUUGAAAACGGAGUGGUCGUGAUGGAGUGGGACAUGGGCAGCGGACUGAAUGAAGUGCGCAUCGAAAACGUUCAAGUCACCGAUGGAGACCGACACGAGAUUAUCGCCAAACUGCUGACCGACAGCCGAGCUUACCUCUCCGUUGAUGGAACCACCAAGAUAGCACAAUCCAACGGAUUUGCAAACGUUAUGAGUGCUGACUCUAAUGUCUAUAUAGGUGGUAUACCGGAUCGUCUGAACUACAACCGCUACCCGGGUCUGGUGGGUUGCAUCGAGCAAGUCGAGCUGAUGGACAUGGACCGUGGCAUCAAACUCGGCCGCAGUGCUGUCGCCGGCAGAAACACCCAGCGAUGCAGGGAGUGACGGAUCACUUUAUGAAGAUCGACCUAAAUAAUAUUAAUCGAUGAUAUGUCAAAUUAAUUGUAUCUACAAUUUGUAUAACUACUGUAAUCUCUUAUGUUGCCAGCGACUAUCUCAUUUCUAUUGUUCAUAUAUAUUUGAAUUAUUAUUAUAUAUAUUCUUGAAUUAACAAUCAGUUUAAUUAUUUGGUUAGUUUAUUCAUGUGAACUUUACAGAUUGAUAUUUGUUAAAUUAGUAGAUAUUUUAUUAAUAUGUACCGUUUUAUCUAGUAUUAAGUGGACUUCAUUGUUCUGGACAAUACUGCUAGCUUAGUAUUUAGAUAAUAAAAAUAUUAUUGAAUAUUAAUUAUUGAUAUAUAUUUAUCCAAUGUUUCCGUAUACUGCGACGGUGCUGUGAGGAGUUCUGGUGCCAUACGAUUGAAUCAUUACUAUUAUUAGGCUUAGGAUAACUGUGCUACUAAUUUUUAUCUUCUUGCAUAUGUUAAUCCACUCGCCUACUAAGCUUUGUUUUUUUAUACCUUUUUUUUAUGAACUAUAUAUAUUUUUACGAGUGUAUAAAUACACUUUGAGAGUGUUUACUUUCUAAAAGUUCUCUCUAAAAAUUAGAAUAUCUUUUUAUAAUUUCCACGAAACCCUUAUUUUAAUUACAAUGUGCCAAAAGCAGUUUAACUAGUUUUUUUUUUGUAAAUUCCUUUUAUUUUUGUCACUGCCAUUUAUUUGCUGCCGUUGCUUUUCUUUUAUAAUUUAGUUAUAUAACUACAUAGUACAUAUUUCCUACAAUUUAAAGGCAACGAAUAUGCUAAUGUGAAGUACUUAGGUAUAUUUUAGAAUGAAAUAAUAAAUGGUAUAUUGUUGUUUAUUUUGUUUGAUUAGAACGGUGGCAUUUACUUUCAUUAUAACUGCAUGUAAUUGGUCGAGCCGCUGAUGCGGACUUAGCUUUUUAAGUAAUACUUAGUCAUUAAAAGCAUAACAUGUGUCAGAUACUGUUUACUAAGUCAUCAGCUGUGGCAUACUAUUUUACCGAGAUGACUUUAAAGUACUGAUGUUAUGUAUGAAUCCGAUUGAAUUUGAUAUUGUAUCAAACCUGCCUACGUAAUAAGGAAUUCUAUUGUGUGUACACUACUAAGUGAACAACUAAUAAUAAAUCGAUUAAACUGUCUAUAAAUAUAA
Papilio xuthus (Asian swallowtail) is the source of this 13487-nucleotide messenger RNA. RefSeq names its product terribly reduced optic lobes. The record is from RefSeq and is a predicted model, not a curated record. Gene Ontology annotation, molecular function: calcium ion binding; protein binding. NCBI's taxonomy places the organism in Eukaryota, Metazoa, Arthropoda, Insecta, Lepidoptera, Papilionidae.